Molecule: messenger RNA, 1110 nt
Organism: Ipomoea nil (Japanese morning glory)
Lineage: Eukaryota; Viridiplantae; Streptophyta; Magnoliopsida; Solanales; Convolvulaceae
Product: protein FAR1-RELATED SEQUENCE 5-like
Exons: 2
Coding region: 1-1110 (369 amino acids)
Biological process (GO): regulation of DNA-templated transcription
Source: RefSeq, a predicted model, not a curated record
AUGGGCGGAGAAAGCAGUUCUCACACCAGGGUGGGCUUCGAGAGUGUGCAUCCCCAGUUCUGGAGACCGGUUGUUGACAGCGCAAUAACGCCGGCUGUGGGGCGGCGGUUUACGUCUUUGGCCGAGGGCAUCCAAUUCUAUACAGACUACGCUCGGGCGUGUGGGUUUGACGUUCGGCUUAACACCCUCAAACGGGACCGCGAUGGCGAAAUCGUGAUGCGAUACUUGGUUUGUAGUCGACAGGGAGUUAAGGGUGGUGGUACCCGCAAGCCGAUACCGGAACACGGCAGUACCGGCGGGAAGCCUAAGCAGCGUAGGCGACGGGUAUCUAACCGGGUCCAGUGCCGUGCAAAAAUUUGCUUUAAUAAGGAAGGCCCCGAGGAGUUUGAGAUCGGUAUCUUUGUAGAGGAGCACACCCACCGUAUGUGCUCUGAGACGUCAAAGUAUUUUAUGCGAAUGAACCAGAAGCUGGAUGCGGCUCAGCAGUCGUUCGUGGCAAGUUGUGUUAAAGCGAACAUUGGAUCUUCCAAAAGUUUAAAUUUAUGUAGGGAGGUGACUGGGUCGUAUGCAAAUGUGGGUGCUACAGAAACCGAAUUUCACAACUUUAAACGGGACUUACAGACAUAUGUGGCAGCGUACGACGGUGAGAUGAUUAUAGAGAAGUUUAGAUCGAAGCGCGAGGCAUGCGAGAAAUUUUAUUCCGAUCACUACCUUGACGGUGAAAACCGCCUAACGCGACUUUUUUGGGCUGACUCAAUUGGUCGCAGCAAUUUUCCCCUGUUCGGUGACGUGAUCUCAUUCGAUGCAACGUAUGGCACAAACAGGUACAGUUUGGUGUUCGUACCUUUCACUGGGGUUGAUAAUCAUAAACGGUGCAUUACGUUUGCUGCUGGUUUGCUGAUUAAGGAAGAUGUUGAAUCGUAUGCGUGGCUGUUGGAUAGAUUUAAGGUUGCAAUGGGCAAGAGCCCGACAUGCGUUGUCACUGACCAAGACCCUGCUAUGAAGGUUGCGGUUGCACAAGUUUGGUCGGAGUCUCGCCACCGUUUCUGUAUGUGGCACAUCAUGACAAAGGUCAACGAAAAGAUCGGUCCUGAUUUGGUAAAGGACUAG